ACUUCCACAAUAUGACGCCGCAGCUUGGAACAACCGCAACGAUUGAAUCUGCAGGCAGCAAUGCAGCUACACUCGCCCCAUAUACAUGAAAGCUUCGUAUACGGCAUGAUCAGCGGUCAAAAAGAGGAGAGAAACGUGGACUCUGCAUAUGGGAGAGCUGUAUGCUGCUCAGGGUUAUAUGUUCAUUCGCAAUUGGUCUGAUGUUUACGGCACCCCGGACUCCCGUCAUCUUCACCGCCAUUUUCGAGCCGAAUGUGUACACGACGAUCCGAAAUGGAUACACAUCACAGGAAAUAAUCUAUGCACCGGGUGCUGACGUUGUCUCAGUGAGCGCAUCCGGCUAUUGGCCGACUGUCAGGGCGGGGAACGUGGCCAGACAGACAACAAUACUAAGGCAGCCGAACAAUACCAAUUCUGGCACAAUACCAACUCGAGGUCCCACCUCGGGCAGCCCACUAGCGGCCACAUGGCAUUCUUAAUAUUAGCGAGUUUAAUUUUCUCUUUAUCUACGCUCUCGGAUUACAUCUGUAUCUGUCGUUUGUGGCUGCAUUACGCACCAUCGCUUUUACUACGCCUUCUGU
Messenger RNA from Myxozyma melibiosi, 581 nucleotides. RefSeq lists its product as uncharacterized. The record is from RefSeq and is a predicted model, not a curated record. The transcript has a single exon. Lineage: Eukaryota; Fungi; Ascomycota; Lipomycetes; Lipomycetales; Lipomycetaceae. Bases 162 to 479 code for a protein of 105 amino acids.